Messenger RNA from Sitophilus oryzae (rice weevil), 832 nucleotides. RefSeq lists its product as uncharacterized. The transcript has 2 exons. Bases 83 to 772 code for a protein of 229 amino acids. The record is from RefSeq and is a predicted model, not a curated record. Lineage: Eukaryota; Metazoa; Arthropoda; Insecta; Coleoptera; Curculionidae.
GUCACUGUCAAACACCGAAUGACUUUAUUUAGUUAAGAUGGAAUAAGAGAGAUAUUCAAAAUUAAAAUGGGUAGUGUACACGAUGCCAGACAUUACAAAGAAAUACAAAAACCUGUUUAAAAAUGUCCUAACUAGCAAACUGUUUUGUUGUAUCUAUCAACACUUUCAAACGGACGAAAACGAUGAAUUUAGUGAGCCUGAAAAUGAAGGUGAAGAAUUAGAAAAUAAAACAAUAAAGAAUAAUGAAGAAUUUAAUGCAAUACAAACUUCAGAAAAUAUUGAAGUUAAUAAUAACAGAAAUCAUCAAGUUAUUUGUAUGGUUUCAAGAUCAAAAUCUUUAUCAGUGCUAGACUCAAAAAGAUCUACGAUUUUAAACCAAGAACACCCAUCAAAUUUAUCAGAUCUAGUGUUACCUUUAGGUCAUUUUAUACCUGUACGCGACAAGGUUCAGAAAGAUCAAAGCAUUCAGUAUGAACCUACAGGAUUUAAUCUAAAAUUUAACUUGUCCUCCUUUGAUUUAUCAAUGUUCAAGCUCGAUCUUCUGCGGAAAUUAAGAGAGCUGAAAGGUGAUAUUAUUAUUUUGAAAACUUUACUGAAACAGGCUGACAUAUAUCCUGAAAGGUUAGUUGUAAGGCAGAGUAUUCUUCCGAGACAAGAUGAUGAUUUUGAGAGGAAAUUCUACGAGGCUAAGAAUAGAGCGGUAAAUUUUGUAAAAUUUUACAAACUAGGGAAAAGACAGCCAAGAAAAAGUCGAUCGGUUAUAGUCAGAUAAAAAGUAUUGUUAUAACCUUAGGUUGUAUAACCAAAGAAUGAAUUACAGAUCUUGGCAUUA